Rhincodon typus (whale shark) is the source of this 1063-nucleotide messenger RNA. RefSeq names its product glucocorticoid-induced transcript 1 protein-like. The coding region runs from base 201 to 863 and encodes 220 amino acids. The record is from RefSeq and is a predicted model, not a curated record. Lineage: Eukaryota; Metazoa; Chordata; Chondrichthyes; Orectolobiformes; Rhincodontidae. The transcript has 3 exons.
GGGCGGGACGGUGGUGAUGGGGCUAAGGGAAAGUUCGAGUGAGUGUUGAUGUACAGUGUGAGAACAGAGAGGGAGCAGCGAGGGGAGUGGAUCUUCUCCCCAGGAGCUGGUGGGCUAGGAGCAGCUGGAGGGGGUCGCUGAACAGCCGCCGCUGCCGCCGCCAUUUAUUGUCUUCGAAUUCCAAGUCCCGUCGAUCGGCGAUGUCCUCGCAAGUGACGCCGCGGGUGCGGCCCAGCGGCUCCCCGACCUCCAGCCGCCCUCAGCCGCUCCGAGCCACCGUCCCCUUUCAGCUGCGAGCGGCCGCCGGCAGCACUCCCCCCGGCGGCGCCCGGCUGGCCCCCGGCUCCUCCCCCUCCCCCUCGGUUCCUUCCCCGGCUCCGUCCGUCUCUCCGCCGGGAAGCCGCAGCGCCUUCCACAGCGUCACCACCUCGACCAGCAGCGGCCCAGGGCCGGGGGAGCAAGAGACGGCCUGGAGGGCGGCCCCGUCCGGGGAGAGGAAAGGCAGUCACUCGGCCUCCUGCUGCACAUCUCCCGUCAGCAAAGGGCAACCGGAGCUAGACACUGUAUUCCAGAAGAAGCCUCAUCAGUGUCUUGCACAACCUCAGCAUGAUGUCCCAACUCCUAUAUUGAAAGGUCUGAGCAAUGAAGCAGUUGAGAAACCCAAGUCUCGUCAGACAAAAUCUUGCAUACGACGCACCUCCUCCCUCGAUACAAUCAUCGGACCUUACUUGAUAGGACAGUGGCCACGUGAUAGUGAUGUACACUCUGCAUCGUGGGAGAAUGAGAAAGCUACACAGGUACUAUCACUUCAGACCCAUAAUGAACAAAUGUCUGAAAAACAUCCCUUGUUGGCCUUGUAUUGAUAGCUGAAUCUAAGGUCUUUGACACUGAUUCCCAUUUUGCUAUUGUUCAAUGUAAAGUGGUGACUUUAGAGAGACGCUCAAUGUGCAGGACCACACAUUGUGCAGCUUUCUGCUGUUUGAAAUUCUUCUGUCCUAUGAAGUUUAUCAAUGUAUGUUAUCUCUAUGCUGUAAAUAAAGGUGACUGCAGUCUUGAAUUGAUA